This is a messenger RNA of Scleropages formosus (Asian bonytongue), 4896 nucleotides long. RefSeq names its product ephrin type-A receptor 3-like. The transcript is spliced from 17 exons. Gene Ontology annotation, biological process: axon guidance; ephrin receptor signaling pathway; protein phosphorylation. Gene Ontology annotation, molecular function: ATP binding; transmembrane-ephrin receptor activity; protein binding. The record is from RefSeq and is a predicted model, not a curated record. Gene Ontology annotation, cellular component: plasma membrane; dendrite. Lineage: Eukaryota; Metazoa; Chordata; Actinopteri; Osteoglossiformes; Osteoglossidae. The coding region runs from base 174 to 3122 and encodes 982 amino acids.
GACAGCGGCGGCGGCGGAGGAGCGCGCGCAGACUCCUCCUCGUCUCCGGUGUCAAAGUUUGACAUCAGCCCGCGAGCCCCCCAGAAUGGUAACUGGCGCGGCAGCCGGAGCGCGCACAUCAGCGGCAUGCUCGGCGGAGUUAUGCGCCUCUCGCUGCCCUCUCAAGCGCUGCCAUGGAUCGCGAGCUCGGCGCCUUCCUGCUCACCGUCUUCUCGCUCGUGUGCCGAGGACAGCUCACCGGGUACCCGUCCAACGAAGUUAACCUGCUAGAUUCGAAAGCGAGCCAAGGGGAACUGGGAUGGAUUUCCUAUCCAGCGCACGGGUGGGAGGAGAUCAGCGGGGUGGACGAACACUACACGCCUAUCCACACCUUCCAGGUGUGCAAUAUCAUGGAAUACAACCAGAACAACUGGCUGAGGACCUCCUGGAUUCCACGCAAGUCAGCACAGAAAAUAUAUGUGGAGCUCAAGUUUACCUUGAGAGACUGCAACAGUAUCCCGCUGGUCCUGGGCACCUGCAAGGAGACAUUCAACCUGCACUACCUGGAAACAGACGAGGACCAGGGGGCCUUGUUCCGGGAGCACCAGUUCUCCAAGAUCGACACUAUCGCGGCCGAUGAGAGUUUCACACAGAUGGACCUAGGAGACCGCAUCCUCAAACUCAACACAGAGGUGCGGGAGGUAGGGCCCAUCACCAGGAAAGGCUUCUACCUGGCCUUCCAGGACUUGGGGGCCUGUGUGGCAUUGGUCUCAGUGCGCGUCUACUUUAAGAAGUGCCCCCUCAUGGUGAGGAACCUGGCCAUCUUCCCCGACACGGUGCCCAUGGACUCCCAGUCCCUGGUGGAGGUGCAGGGCUCCUGUGUCAACAACUCAAAGGAGGAGGACCCACCCAAAAUGUACUGUAGUACUGAAGGGGAGUGGCUGGUGCCCAUUGGCAAGUGCCUGUGCAACACUGGCUAUGAGGAGCGUGGGUACUCCUGCCAAGCCUGUCGACCUGGAUUCUACAAGUCCUCCUCUGGGAGCAUGAAGUGCUCCAAGUGUCCCCCAAACAGCCACACCUACCAGGAGGGGUCCGUCCGCUGCACCUGUGACAACAACUACUUCCGCUCGGAGGGAGAUCCUGCGUCCAUGGCUUGCACUCGGCCACCCUCAGCUCCCCGGAAUGUCAUCUCUGUCAUCAAUGAGACUUCAGUCAUACUGGACUGGAGUUGGCCAUCUGACACGGGUGGCAGGAAGGAUGUGACCUUCAGCGUGGUGUGCAAACGUUGCGGGCUGGGCCGACCGCCAUGUGAGCCGUGCCGGGGGUCCGUGCGCUUCCUUCCCCGGCCCACGGGUCUUAGCAACACUACAGUCACCGUGACUGAUCUGCUGGCACACACCAACUACACUUUCGAGAUCGAGGCACUCAACGGGGUGUCCGCCCUUGCACCCUCUCACCGCCAAUUUGCCGCAGUCACCAUAACAACCAACCAAGCAGCUCCAUCUCCUGUUACAGUCAUCAGGAAGGACAAGACAUCCCGAAACAGUGUCUCCUUGUCCUGGCUGGAGCCGGAGAGGCCAAAUGGCAUCAUCCUGGACUAUGAGGUCAAGUACUACGAGAAGCAGGAGCAAGAGACGAGCUAUACCAUCCUGAGGUCCAAGGGCACCAACGUGACCCUCAGUGGGCUGAAACCUGACACCAGCUACCUGCUGCAGAUACGGGCACGUACAGCCGCGGGGUACGGGACCAGCAGCAGGAAAUUUGAGUUUGAAACCAGCCCCGACUCCUUCUCCAUCUCCAGCGAGAACAGCCAGGUGAUGCUCAUUGCCGUCUGCUCCGCUGUGGGCAUCAUCUUCCUCACGGUGGUGGUCUACAUCCUCGUCAGCAGGUUUUGCGGCCAAAGCAAAUCGAAACAUCCUGGUGAAAAGAGACUGAACUUUGGCAACGGUCACUUGAGACUUCCAGGUGUCAGGACUUACGUGGAUCCGCACACUUACGAAGACCCGAGUCAGGCCGUCCAUGAAUUUGCCAGAGAAUUGGAUGCCUCUGGUAUAGCUAUUGACAAGGUGGUUGGUGCAGGUGAGUUUGGAGAAGUGUGCAGCGGGCGCCUGAAGCUGCCCUCAAAGAAGGAGAUCUGCGUGGCGAUCAAGACCCUCAAGGUGGGCUACACCGAGGAGCAGAGGCGGGACUUCCUGAGCGAGGCGAGCAUCAUGGGACAGUUUGACCAUCCCAACAUCAUCCGACUGGAAGGGGUAGUCACUCGAAGUAAACCCGUCAUGAUUGUUACAGAAUACAUGGAGAAUGGCUCCCUGGACAGCUUCCUGCGGAAGCACGACGCUCAGUUCACGGUGAUCCAGCUGGUGGGCAUGCUGCGUGGCAUCGCCUCGGGCAUGAAGUACCUGUCAGACAUGGGCUACGUGCAUCGAGACCUGGCCGCCCGCAACAUCCUGGUCAACAGCAACCUGGUGUGCAAGGUGUCCGACUUCGGGCUGUCGAGGGUCCUGGAGGACGACCCCGAGGCUGCCUACACCACCAGGGGAGGAAAAAUCCCAAUCAGGUGGACCGCGCCGGAGGCCAUCGCCUACCGCAAGUUUACUUCGGCCAGCGAUGUGUGGAGCUACGGCAUCGUGCUCUGGGAAGUGAUGUCCUACGGGGAGAGGCCCUACUGGGAGAUGUCUAAUCAGGAUGUGAUCAAGGCGGUGGACGAGGGAUACCGUCUGCCCCCUCCAAUGGACUGCCCAGCCGCCCUGUACCAGCUCAUGCUCGAUUCCUGGCAGAAGGAGCGCAACAACCGACCCAAGUUCACCGACAUCGUCAGCUUCCUGGACAAGCUGAUCCGGAACCCGGGGAGCCUGAAGGUGAUCGCCAACACCGCCUCCAGGCCGUCAAACCUCCUGCUGGAGCGCAGCGGAACAUCGGACGUUACCACUUUUCGGUCGAUGGGGGGUUGGCUGGACAGCGUGCGGACCCUGCCGUGCCGGGACGCCUUCGGCGGGGUGGGCUACAGCUCCUGCGACACUCUGCCCAAGACCUCCGCCGAGGAAUUCAAAAAAGUUGGCGUGACGAUCGCAGGACCUCAGAAGAUUGUGAGCAGCAUCAGGACGCUUGAAGCACACGCCAAGAAUGGCCCCGUUCCCGUGUAGGCCCACGAGAAUCUGGUGCCGCUUUUGCUGAAAUGGACAGAAAUGCAGUACUUAAUGAGAGGGGGAGGUAGAAGAUGAAACGUAGUGAUGCUAGUGUGGAGCACGGCUUCCCCGGAGAGCGUCCUCUUACCCGAGACUUGCGACAGUGAAUGCAUGACCCUCGACAACCCCUCUCCAAUCCCCCAGAAAAGGAGGUCCCUUGCAAUGCAUUAACAGGAAGAGAAUGGUUUCUGCAUGGCACCAGUGACCCUGGCAGCGGGGCCUGUGUCUCGCAGUUACACGACUGUGUCCGCGGCGCAUUCCAGGAGAGCGGCUAACAGGAAACCAUAAAUGUCAAGAGCAAAGCCAGACGUGUCCGAGCGGUAACCACCAAAAGCUCUUAAGAGACGUUGAGGGAGUGCUUAACUCCUUUCCGAAAUGCAGACUAAAAAGAACGGCUCCCCCCCGGCGCAGGCAGCACCUGGACCCCAAGAUAAAUUAACUUUCGCUAGCACGUUCAGUCACCAGUUCCUCCCCUCCGGAGAGGAGACUGGCUUUCUGUCAGGACAGAUCGGCCUUCCGUCUUCGCCGCUCCACGUGGCCAUUUGAUGCUGCGUGUGCCUGGUGUGGGCUCUGAGAAAGCUGGGCCGCUGGAACCCAAAAAGCCAUUUGAAACUCGAGAUCCGGCGAGGUGAAGGACUCGUCACCUGUGGUCUCUGAUAAACAUGCAUUCUUAGGAUCGAGACGGUGGUUUUUGUCUUCGUUCGCUCAUGUUUGUAUAUAUGUGACACGGUCACUGACAUCAUCAUGCCAAUGCGUGUGUGUAUGUGUGUGCGUGGGAAAGGUGCAGGGCUUUCAAAGGUGCCAUUUAUGAAGUCCACCAUUUCUUUCAGGGAUUAGUUGCCACUUUUGUGAUUUUCUUCAGAAUAAACUCACAGCUAUUCGUCUAGAUAGGAGGGACAUGCACACAUUUUUGUCAACACCUUGUUCAGAAACUGCAUCUUACCCAUUUGUUUAUGUCCGUGUUCUUUGCGUAUAUUACACCUGGAUCAAGUUCAUAGGUAACUGAGGAACUCCAGAGAUGCUCAUAUUUCAUGGCUCACAGAAGCAAUUGAAAUUUUGUUUAUUGAUUUUGGACAUGGCUCAGUUUCCAUUCAGCACAAAUGACUCAGUAAACAUUGCAGUGUUUGGCUUUGGUUGUAAUUCAUCAGAAUUGCUGCUCUGAUUGCUCAGAUCUCUAGAUUAACUUAGCCCAAGGAGCACCUUGCUUAUUACCAGGGGACAUUUUAUGUGAAGAGCAGACGUACGUUAAGCAAAUGCUGCUUAUUGCUUCUUGGCAUUGAAUUGCGGGGCUGAAGUCUGUCUACUGCCUGAUAGCUGCAAAAUGCUGAGGAAGCUGGAAUCAAGCCUGGUGUUCCACAUCUAGAAAGAGGAACCCAGCUGGAAGGUGUCCCUCCAGGACCAGUGCUGGGGAUGCAUUGGACCGCCUUCUGUGAGCCAGAGGGGCCCUUUAAGAGCAGAUGGAGGUGGACUGAUGUCUUAUUCUCGACAACGCCUUUCCAUAUUUCAGGACCUCUGUUUAUAAUCAGGAUCAGCUCAUUUGGUUCCCAGCUGCCUAAACCAUUGUCUUGUUUUGUAAAGUCUUGCUUUUUUUAAAAAAAUGAAAUGAAUAAAAUGCUUAUUUAAAGCUAAAAUUCAUCUCACUUGAUCUAUGUCACUAAAAAAGAAAAAAAAACGAAACAGUUCUGCAAGACGUAGGUAGCCAUUUUCAUUUUCAUGUUUUCGUGUCAUCUUU